Messenger RNA from Phyllopteryx taeniolatus (common seadragon), 4465 nucleotides. Its product is annotated as proto-oncogene DBL-like. The record is from RefSeq and is a predicted model, not a curated record. Gene Ontology annotation, cellular component: cytoplasm. Lineage: Eukaryota; Metazoa; Chordata; Actinopteri; Syngnathiformes; Syngnathidae. Gene Ontology annotation, molecular function: guanyl-nucleotide exchange factor activity. Gene Ontology annotation, biological process: dendrite development. The transcript is spliced from 21 exons. Bases 287 to 3553 code for a protein of 1088 amino acids.
UGCUCAAUUCAAACAUCCCGUGCGCGGCGCCAUCUAGUGGAUGUAGUGCAACUCUCUCCUGCAGUCUUUUCUGGUGCUCUUGUCCAAACGUGUGAGAUGACGCGUCUCUGCUGCAGAGGCCGGACCGCCUCCCCCUGCCUCCCUCUGCCUCCCUCUGCCCCCUCCCCUCCCCUCCCGUCCGGACACUGCGGGGAGCAUCCAGUCGCGCACGCACACUUCUCCCUCCUCCUCGUGUCCCACUGCAGACUUCCCGACUGUCCGGAUAGCGACAGAACCGAGCGGCACGAUGGCCGAGUCCAAGCCGCAACGGGGCUUCCCGCGUCUGCGACGCGCCACGACGUCGUUUCCUGGCAACCUGCACUUGGUUUUGGUUCUCCGCCCUUCCGGCUUGUUAAGCUCCGCCCCCAGCCCAUCCUCCAGCACCGACCUGGACUUCCGCUUCAGCCACGAUGACUUCCUGUUCAGGAUGCCGGUGGUGAUGCUGCGCUCGGUGGGCGACCUGCUCCGCUACAUCGACGACAACCGCCUAACGUCGGACCUACGCGGCGACGCCGAGCGCUGUCGCGGCGACUGGAUCGUACUGCGCUCGGCCAUCGAGACGUUCGCCGUGACGGUGAAGGAAGCGGCGCACCUCCUGCAAGGCUUCGGCUCCGAGCUGUCCGACGGCGAGCUUCCCGACGACGCCGACGCCGUCGACUUCCUGCUGCGCUCGCACACGCAGCGAUACCGACACAUGAAGGAGGACAUUACAGGGCUGCUGAAGGAAGGGCGCCUUCUGCUGGACAACCUGGAGACGCACCUGGCCUCCACGAAGGACACCGCGGAGGACGAGGAGGACGUCCAAUCAGACUUGCACACGGUACAAAGGCUGCUCGCCCAGCUGCGCGACAUGGAGGAGGCGUUUGACGGCUUCUUCGAGAAGCACCACCUGAAGAUGCAACAGUGCCACCAGCUGCUGCUCUAUGAGCGCAGCUUCCAGCUGAUGGAGGAGGAGCUGGAGAAGACAUCCGGCGAGGAGAAGGCCAUCCCGGCCGUGGGGAACACGCUGCUGCGCACGGAACAACUCCUCAAAGAUCUGCACGCUCUGGAGCAACGCGCAGAGGAGGUGAUGUCCCGCGCUGGGGUUCUGACGCUGCAGGGCCACCAGCUGGCCGCCCGCCAUCAUUACGCCCUGGCGCUCAUCAUGCAGCGCUGCAAUGAGUUGCGUCAUCACUGUGAUGUCAUCAGCGGGGGACUGCGCAGCAAACGCGCAACACUAGUGCGAGCGAAAGACCUGUUUACGCGACUCGACCAGGCUCUGCGCUGGUGUGACGAGGGCGCGUACCUGCUGGCCAGUCAGAUGGUCGACCGCUUCCAGAGCAGAGAAGGCGCUCAGGAGGCCCUGCAGUACCUGAGCCGCCACCGACAGAGGGCGCCAGAUGUGCUGGACGGCAAACAGGAUGUGCUCAGUCUGGAGUUUGAGGCCAUACUCACUCCCCAGCUGCAGAGUCAGAUCUCCAUGGUGACGGACAAGCUGGCAUCCAUGCGGGCCAUGAUCCACAACAGAGAGCAGUGUCUACGCAAGAUGGCCGACGUGCGGGUCAGACCCGUCCAGCCGGUGGCGCCGCGGCCCGAAGCGGAACCGGCAGAACCGACCGCGCUGCACGGAGUCAAGGCGCCGCUCUUCUCGCCCAAACACGGUGUGGACUUCAACCUUCUCAACUCCAGGUUCCCCUUCGAUCUUCUUCCUGGAAAGAGAACCUCCAGGAGGACCAGCGGCCAACGAAAAAUCGAAGUGAUGCACGACUACCAAGGCAACCGCAGCUCCUUGUAUGGCUCCGCCCCCGACAGCGACUCAGAGGCGGAGGAAGGGGCGGAGCAAGUGAUGAUUCGCAUCAUGAAGGAGCUCAUCUCCACCGAGAAGAUUUACGUGGAGGAGCUCCUCGCUGUCCUUCUGGGCUACCGAGCAGAGAUGGAGGAUCCGUCCAUGUGUGAUCUUCUGCCGUCGCUUCUCCGCAGUCACAAGGACGUCCUGUUUGGAAACAUGCCACAAAUAUACCGGUUUCACAGCGGAACAUUCCUGCAGGACCUCCAGCGCUGCCUGGACACGCCGGAGCGGGUGGGCCAGUGUUUCCUGCAGCGGGUGAGGAAGACGAGGGUGACGCUGACUUCAGUGGCAAAACAAACCAAAUCAUCUGUACGUGUGCGUGUAGAAGGAGAACUUCCAGAUGUACGAGAAUUACUGCCAGAACAAGCCUCGCUCGGAGUCGCUAUGGAGACAGUGCUCGGACUCCGCCUUUUUCCAGGAGUGCCAGAAGAAGCUGGACCACAAGCUGUCUUUGGACUCGUACCUGCUGAAACCCAUCCAGCGCCUCACCAAGUACCAGCUGAUCCUCAAGGUUCCGCUCGCACGCACACACUGACAGGAAGUGCGCCCGCACCUCACACACACACACACCUGUCUCACCUGUGUGCGCAGGAACUUCUCAAACACUGCACGGAGCCGCAGUACCGCACGCAGCUGCAAGAGGCGCUGGACUGCAUGCUGGACCUCGUCAAGUCCGUCAACGACUCCAUGCACCAGACCGCCAUCGUCGGCUACCAGGGCGAGCUGGGCCCGCUGGGCCGCGUGCUUCUGCAGGGCGGCUUCGGCGUGUGGAUCAGCCGCAAGAGGGGGGGCGCGCGCAUGCGGGAGCUGGCCCGCUUCAAAGCCGCCCGGCGCCACGUCUUCCUCUACGAGAGAGCGCUGGUCUGCUGCAAGCGCCGCGACGACCGCCGCAGCUCGCCCGUCUACAGCUUCAAGUCCUGCCUGGGGGUACGCCGCGAGUCGGGAAAAGAAAAGCGCGCCAUCCUAAUGCACGCGUACGUAAACGGACGGCUCGUGUACACGCAGAUGAACUCGGUGAGCGUGACAGAAAACGUCAAAGGAGACGCCAAGAAGUUUGAACUCUGCCACAGAGGAACACAGGAAGUCUACAUCCUCCAGGUGCGUCUCCUUUUUCCGACGCACGCACGAUGCGUGUAUAUCAACGCAUUUGGACACGCGACACUACUACGGCGUGCGUGCGUGCGUGCGUUCGCAGGCUCCCAGCACGGAGGUGAAGGUCGCUUGGCUCACGGAGAUCCAAAAGAUCAUCAGCCAACUGCACAAAGCUCUUUCAGCCACGCACGCUCCGCCAGAUGGGAGGAGUCUGUCAACACCAGCCCCGCCCACUCGGACCCCACGCCGCACUCGCCCCCGCGAGCCUGGCCGGCGGCGGCGCACUCGGUGGCCAUCUGCGACGGCUUGGAGGACUGGGGGGCCACGGACGGCUCCAACGUGUCCGAUACCGACGACGACGACGACGACGACGACGACGACGAGCGGCCCGCGCCCCUGGCGGCGGGUCGCUACCGAGUCCUAGUGGCCAGCAGCACGGCGAGCAGCGAUGACAUCAUCUUUAUGUGCGGCGAUGUCAUCCAGCUGCUGCAUUGCGACGCGGACGGAAUGUGGCUGGUGAGGAACGUGAGCCGCGACGAAGAGGGGCGUGUCCUGGCCGAAGACUUGCACAGGAUUCUGGGAGAGACGUGCUGAGAGCCGACCUCCUUCCUCACCGUGACAUCGGCGCCCGCCUCCUCCUCCAUCACCGACGUUAAUCCGGCACGUGGCAAAUUGCUCCGCUUUGAAGCUAAAGGUUAGCGUAGGACGUUAGCGUAGCGCGUUCACUUGCACAAACAUGUUGUCUUCCUUUUUUUGUUUGUAUCGCUAUCGGGCCGAUUCAGCCUUAUUUCGAGGUGUCGGGUAUCGCUGAGGCAGAAAAAGUCCUCCUCGCCGGUGGUCGGCGCUACACUGCGGCCGCGGGACACAUCGGCGAAUCGUGUGCGUCAGAAAGAAAGAAAGAAAGGUCUCCGUUCGUAAUUAUCUUCCAAUGUGUUCAUUGAAAUUGUAUGCAUCAAAAGUAUUCGUGAUAUGGAGUAGAGCGCUCGAGCGCUCAACGCUUACUGGUAUCGGUCUGACAAAAAGUGCUCUCGAACAUCCCUAAUGCGGCAAAAGCGAAGGCGAUCAAGUGGAACGUGACCGCUUGCCACAGAAGAGCGUCAGAAGUGCCUUACAUGCGACGGCCGGCAGGGGGCGCCUGUGCAAAGACAAGGUGACAUCGUCAGGAGCUUUCGGAGUCGGCGCCCUUUAGCGCUUUGUUGUCCUUUUCGAAGCUCGUGUUUGUGAUUAGUUUGAUUUUGGGGCCGCGCUUGCUUUCGAGGCGCUCCGUAGUUGAGUUGAUCCCGUCAGGACUUUCACAAUAAAAGCACACAAUCGACUGACUUCCUGUUUGUCGUCAACGAGCUGACGCGUUCGUGCAUCUUUAUUCUGGAAAACGUUUCGCCACAAAAAAGAGGCGGCAAGAAGAACGGGAAGUGCGUCGUGAACGCACGAGCGACAGGUGGGCCGCCUUUGAUAGCUAGCUACGGCAACUACGGUCGGACCAAAAGGACCAAAUUUCAAAGGUAG